Paraglomus brasilianum is the source of this 1380-nucleotide messenger RNA. The record is from the annotation of a GenBank genome assembly. Lineage: Eukaryota; Fungi; Glomeromycota; Glomeromycetes; Paraglomerales; Paraglomeraceae.
AUGGCUCCCACUGAGCUCAAAAUCAAGGGAAAUAAAUGUUUUUCGCACUUGUCCACAAUCGAUACCGAUGAAGACCUCUCAAAGACAUGGCGUCUCAUGACCAAAGUGAAAGACGCCCUUGAAUAUGGACGCCGAUUGGAAAACUUGUCCUGGAGACUGUGGUUUAUGCAUCACCUCAUAAUCCACGACCAGAAAAGAAGCAAGAAGUACUUUAGGAAAUUAUCAACGGCUACAACAAAAAAGCUGGAAACGGAAAAAUCUACUGCUCUAAACUUGUUGGAUACCCCAGACUUCAAGUCCAAGCCCGCCGAUAGCAGUUUUCUCGAGAGAAAGGGAAAGAAAAAGGCCAGGAAGCAUGUCUCUAGUGCUGCUAAGCAUCUCAAUACAAAAAAGCCGAAAUAUGCAUUGAAACAGUGUUCGAUGCCAACUUCCGAGGCUUUUGUGAAAACCGAUACCUCUCAAAUGGACAUUGAUGAGAAAGGACCCAUGUCUAUCCAAAUCCCUGUGUCGGACUCGAACGAAUCUAUGACUAUGAGCCCUACCCAUAGUGAUAUGGUUAUGAUUCAGCAACAAGGCUCUCCAGAAAGCACAAGCACCAUUUCAACAAGCGACGACUCUAACGACAUGCAACUAACCGAACCGGUUGGUUCCAUAAACGAUAUUUAUACCGUAUUUAACGAGGAUUUCUUGCGUGGCUCUUUUACCGACGAACAUGCGUUCGUUCUUCAUCGCUUUACAACUGACCAAGAAGAGACUCAGUCAGUCCUUCUUCAAGACAGUUAUGUUGGCUACGGAUCCGAUUUCCAUUCUGAUGUGCCUUCCAUUGGCGUCAGUUUGAACCAACUUCUCCGCUCCGUAUACGCUAAUUAUUCUUCGGAUUCGUCAGAACCUACCUCGCCAACUGAAAUGGAUUUGAUCAAUAGCCAAGGGUACAGCACGCCAGGACUUCAAUAUCAUCAUCCCCAUCUUACCGAACAGAUGGUUGCCAGCUCGUCCAGUAUGUCCAACGCAGUCUAUGUCCCCCGUUCAGCGUCUACACCCACGGUUGAUACGGAUUUAGCGAACAAUCUAAUUAGUGUUCUGGGAACCCCCAUGAAUACGCCAGUGACUGAUAUACCGGCCCAAAGCAUACUUGGUAGUAGUAUGCUGUACGUAAAUCAAUAUCAAUCCGACCAGUCAACUGUACAGCCGAUAUCAAUAUCGCAGAGGCAGACGAAUUCGACUGGGAAUCAGUCGUCUGCUCGACAGAGUUCAGAAAACAGAGUGAAGAAGGCCCACUCAGGCGGUGAACAACAAUGUUUCAAUUGUGGUGUCACUUCUACACCUCUUUGGCGGCGAUCGGCAAAUGAUGAGCUACUAUGUAACGCGUGCGGUUUAUAG